UCCGGGAGUUUAAACUGAGAGUGAAACUGCGGCUCUGAACUGAUUAAAGUUUAAAAUUAUUAUUUUACUGUAUUUCUCUCAGCUGGAGUUUAUUAUACAGAUGUUAUCGACAUGAGGAGUGAACUGUGGAUUAUUCUAGCUGUUAUUCUGCUGUCUUAUGAGACUGAAGGUCAGGAGGCUGUGCUGCACGUCUCUGAUGGAAACAUUCAGAAGGAUUACUGUCUUGUCUACAACUCCUCAUGGUUCAACGUAUCCACCUCCCUCAGUGAUGCUGUGCUUUACAGCUUGGUGAACAUGACGUCCAGUGUACUGUGUAAUGACAGUGGACUGAAGCCAGGUUCUCUGAAGGGUGCAGCAGUGGUUGUGAUUGACGGAUCCUGUAAUCUGAGUCAGAAAGCUCAGGUGGCUCAAGAAUUCGGAGCUGAAGCAAUUAUUAUCACCAGUGUUGAUGCCAUGAGAUCGUCUUCGAUCAGUAAGAGUGAACAUUCCAACCUGACCAUUCCUCUGGCCCUCAUGAGGUCCCAGGACUUCAUCGAUGUACUAAAGGUGUUUUCAGGCAAUGAUACUAAGGUGCAGAUGUAUGCCCCGCCCAUUCCUGAGUUUGACUUCAGCAUCCUUAUCAUGCUGGUACUCGCCGUCUUCACCGUGGCCAUGGGGGGGUUCUGGAGCGGUGCUGCCGAGAGGGAGAAGCUGAAUGCGAGAGCGCUCUCUGCUGGUGAAGAUGAUAGUGGAGGAGAACUCUCUCUGUACUCUCCUCUGAAGAUUCUUCUGUUUGUGGUGCUGAUGUGUGGGAUGCUGCUGCUCAUGUACUUCUUCUACAGAUACCUGGUGUACGUGAUCAUUGUGAUCUUCUGCCUGGCGUCAGCGACAGGACUCUACAGCUGCUUGAAAGCUCUGCUAAAUGCUAUGGGCUGCAGUAAACUCAGUGUACAGUGUGGAGAAAGGAGCUGCUCUGUGAGGAAUCUGAUGGUAGCCGCGGUGUCCAUCACUCUGGCUGUAGUGUGGGGUGUUUACCGUAACGAGGACAGGUGGAUCUGGAUCCUGCAGGACUUACUCGGUGUUGCUUUCUGUUUGAACUUCAUGAAGACCAUCACACUGUCCAACUACAAGAUCUGUGUGAUCCUGCUCAGUCUCCUGCUUCUGUAUGACGUCUUCUUCGUCUUCAUCACCCCCUUCUUCACACCUAAUGGAGAGAGCAUCAUGGUGCAGGUUGCUAUGGGUCCGGAUGCUGCAGGAGAAAAGGGCAGUGGUGAUGUGGUGGUUCCAGGAGAUCCAUCAUCCUCCUAUGAGAAAAUACCCGUGGUGAUGCGCAUCCCCAGGUUUGCAGCGUGGGCUCAGAACCUGUGUAUGAUGCAGUUCUCCAUCCUGGGAUUUGGUGACAUCAUCAUUCCAGGCCUGUUGGUGGCGUACUGCCACAGGUUUGAUGUUUGGACGGGCAGCUCUAAGAUCUACUACAUCUCCUGUACUGUCGCCUACUGUUUGGGAAUGAUCCUGACCUUUGUGGUGAUGUUCCUGAGUAAGAUGGGACAGCCGGCUCUGCUCUACCUGGUCCCCUUCACCCUGAUCACCAGCGGCGUGCUCGCCUGGAGACGCCAAGAGUUCAAACAGUUCUGGGCUGGAACCGCCUACCAGGUGUUGGACUCGACCAGGGAGCCAUUAUUACCAGGUGGAGACGCUGAACAUCCUGUCACCGUGAGGAAGUGCUGAGUGUGUGAGUGUGUGUGUGUGUGUGUGUGUGUGUGUGUACAGUGUGAUUACUGUGAUUAAUUCAUGACAUUUAUCUUUAAUUGCCUUAAUUAAUGGUUAAUGAGGCUCCGCCCACUCCUGCAUUAACACACCUGAACCCUGAGUCCAGCAGCACCAACACUCAUCAGACUGUGUGUGUGUGUGUGUGUGUGUGUGUGUGUGUGUGUGUGUGUGUGUGUGUGUGUGUGUGUGUGUGUGUGUGUGUGAGGGAGUUUCUCCUCGUCAGUGACAUCACUGGUCCACUUGAUUUCUGCUUCAUCAGAGCAGUGGGAGGUGAACAUGCGGUAGUGAUGUUGGCGGAAAGCUUCUGUAACCUUUUCUAAUCUCUACAUUAAAAACUAUAUACUAAAACGUCAGAUCUAAGCAGGACAUCAUUAGCAGUGCAUUAUGGGAGCUGUAGUUUUCUCAGUUAAUCAGGUGUGUUAAUGAGGGGCAGAAACGGCGGCUUGUUUUUUAUUAAACCAGCAUUUUUGGGGGUUUUGUACUUAAUUCUUCUUUUGAUUUUCUGACUAUAAUUACAAACUGAACAAAUUGAAUCUUUAUAAGAAUGAUCAGUGUGUUUGAUUCUGAUAAUAAACUGACAUUUUCUAAACAAA
Molecule: messenger RNA, 2342 nt
Organism: Trichomycterus rosablanca
Lineage: Eukaryota; Metazoa; Chordata; Actinopteri; Siluriformes; Trichomycteridae
Product: signal peptide peptidase-like 2A
Exons: 17
Coding region: 112-1707 (531 amino acids)
Biological process (GO): membrane protein proteolysis
Cellular component (GO): lysosomal membrane; Golgi-associated vesicle membrane; cytoplasmic side of endoplasmic reticulum membrane
Molecular function (GO): aspartic endopeptidase activity, intramembrane cleaving
Source: RefSeq, a predicted model, not a curated record